AUGAACUGUGCCAGCGUGCCUGUGUCACUAGCGCAGGCUGCAUCGGCAGUCUUGGGGUCUUCAGCCCCGUCAAGGACGGAGCAAUCACUGCACAGCAUUAAUGAGGAAGACGCCAUGUUCAUCCUUGCAGAGAUGCUAGACGCGCUCGAUACGCACGGUCUUGCUCUUUUUGUGGAGUCCUGUCGUGGAGCACCAUGUCCGCUGCCGUCACCGAGGACGUGGUCGGCAGCUCUCGCAGCACUCGCCACCAGUGCGCCGCUCAACGUUAUGGUCGCUGACGCCCUACUCGAUCGCGUGAGUGCCGCCUUGUCAGUCGAGAUCGGUGCGUAUCACUCAGCUGUCUUGUGCAGCAGUGGCCCACUCUCCGCUGAGGUGGCGCUUCCGGCACUUGAGCGACUGGACGAGGUGUACCGUCAAGUGUAUUCACAUCUGCUGCGCUGGUGCUCUACACUGCGUGCACCCGGGGUUGCUGCUCUCCUUGCCGUCCGUCUUCGAUGCGCGCUGCUUCAGACAGACUUGGUGACCGGCGAAGAACCGCCAGGGAGGCGGGCACUAUUUUCCUUCCUCCGGCGGCACGGUCAGCUCGUCCUGGCUACGCAGCGGAGGGCAACAGGUAAUGAUGGAGAUGAUAACGUGGAUGACUUAGAGCGUGAUGGGGCUUUGAAGGUGGCAGGUGACGCUAGAGAGGGCAGCCCGGCACCUGGCUCCACUUUGCCGGCGCCAGAUUCGUUGAUGGCGUGUCUGCACCGGCUAGGCCUGAACCAGUCGGCAGAGGUGAAGCAGUUAUGGAGAUCCGUCUUGGAGGACAGUAUUCGCGACCGACUUCGUGACCUCUCCGACGACUUCUCCACUCGCAUUUUGCACAAACAGCUGUCAUGGCUGGAGCACUCCGUCGUGCCUUUUGUGCGGAUGGUAUUGUCUGACAGCGACGGCGGAUCAGAUGCUUGCUGUCACAGCAGCGGCGGCUUCAGCGGGACCUCUAUGAUUCACCACGGCGGGGACGUGGGGGGGAUGUCGAGAGACCGCCAUACGGUGACGGGAUGUGAGGAGGCGGGCAGCAUGUGCGUUUCCUCCCAGACGAGUGAGGCGGUGCGAGCGGAGCGGGAGGCAUGGCGCGCUGACUUGCGACUACUGCUGCUUCACACCUACGCUCGCAGGCGCCUUGACGACUUUUGGGAAAUUCUCUCUGACUACCCCGACUCCGUUCCGGCUCUCGAGGACAUGCACUACUGCCUGCAGUCAACUCCGGAGAGCGGCUUGAAGACCGAGCUGGUGCAGACUGUGCGCCAUUUGCUCUCUUCACGCCUCCACCGCGCCGGCACACGCACCGAGGACAUUCUGGCCAUUCUAAUCAACACGAUUCACGCUUUCUGUAUAUUAUUUCCGCGAAAUGAGCAGAGUAGUGUCGUCUUCUCUGUCACUUCUGACACCCUGGAGCACCUACGACGGCGCAAGGACUGCGUGCCAGCGGUGGUGCAGGCAGUGAUGCAGCCCGGUGGCGCUAUGAAUGCGCUCCCACCACCGCCAACCCAGGCUCUCCCUGAGCGUCUUGCUGGCGGCUUGGACUUGUGUGACUACAGUGCAAGCAGCAAGGAAAGGGAGCUGCAUCGCGCUUCUCGAGACAGGCCGGACGUGUUACGCGUGCUGCUCACGUCUAUUCCCCGUCGUGCAUUAGUUGACGAGUACCGGCAGAUGCUGGCGGAGCAGCUCCUGCAGAAGCCCAUGCACGAGUUUGACACAACACCAGAGGAGGAGGUCCUCGAGCGGCUGCGGCACGUGUUUGGCGAGACAGCGCUUGAUCGGUGCGCAGUGAUGGUGCGGGACAUGCAGAUGUCUCGGCGUAUCUCACAGCAGCUGCGCGAGCAGCUGGCUGGUAGCCGCGCGGGUUGCUCGCGACGAUUGAGAGGUACUACCGCCUUCGCCACUACUGCACCUUCCGCUGCAAGCGUCUCGGUUCUUUCGAUGACAACCUGGCCACCACUUGCUCGUUGCAGCUCCACAAACGGCGGUGAUUCAGGUCCUGCUGCUGCGCCACUCAAGUAUUCUCCCCAUCCGUCGCUGCAGGCACAGAUGGAUGCCCUUGCAGAAGCGUACAAGCGGCUCAAGGACAACCAGCGACUAACCUGGUUAAUCUCACUCGGCCGAGUGGAGUUGGAACUAACGCAGAAGGACCCUUCCAAGGGGAACGCACUUACGGCGGUACCGCAGGUGCUCUCUCUGUUUGAUGCUUCGAUCGUCUUGCACGUGAAAGAUAUGACAGACCGUGGUGGAGUCUGCACCCCUGUGUCUCUAAAGGAUGUGGCGAGCGUAAUGGAGGUACAGCUGGAGGAGCUCCGCGCGCAUGCGCAGCGACUUUCCCCAGCGGUGCUGGUGUUUCUGCCAGCGACGGACCUGGUCUCCAUGCAGCUCAGCGUGGCCACUUCUGCCGACUUUGUCUUCAUAGAGGACAGAGGAACUGACGAGGAAGCCGGGAAGUCGACAGGGCUGUCCCCCGAGCGCGUGAAGCUGAUGGAGCGGAUGGUGACGUCGCUGCUCAAGACGCGUGGAGCUCAGUCGAUCACAGCGAUCCACAGUAGUCUCAAGUUGUUGGGCAAGUUUGAAGGGUCAAUCGACAAUGUGGUGGAGCUGCUGCGGUCGUUCGUGGGUCGGGGAUUGAUUGUACUCAACGAUGCGAGACAGUACGCCCUUCCACCCAAGUAA
This is a messenger RNA of Leishmania braziliensis MHOM/BR/75/M2904, 2700 nucleotides long. RefSeq lists its product as hypothetical. The coding region runs from base 1 to 2700 and encodes 899 amino acids. Gene Ontology annotation, molecular function: ubiquitin protein ligase binding. Lineage: Eukaryota; Euglenozoa; Kinetoplastea; Trypanosomatida; Trypanosomatidae. The record is from RefSeq and is a predicted model, not a curated record. Gene Ontology annotation, cellular component: anaphase-promoting complex. The transcript has a single exon. Gene Ontology annotation, biological process: ubiquitin-dependent protein catabolic process.